GGAGGCCCCAGAGAGCCACGCCGAGGGACCCGGGGCCCUGACCCUUCCCCCCGCCCGCGGCGCUGACACCUGGCGCAGAAUCCAUGCAUCCCAGGAUGAAUGAGAUGAACCUGAGUCCCGUGGGGAUGGAGCAGCUCGCUUCAUCCUCCGUGAGCAACUCCUUGCCCGUCUCAGGAAGCCACCUCGGCCUGGCCGCCUCACCUACUCACAAUGCCAUCCCUGCCCCAGGACUGCCCGUUGCAAUCCCCAACCUUGGUCCCUCCUUAAGCUCUCUGCCUUCUGCCUUGUCUCUGAUGCUCCCGAUGGGCAUUGGCGAUCGGGGGGUGAUGUGUGGGAUACCGGAGAGGAACUACCCUCUCCCUCCCCCGCCGUACCCGCACCUGGAGAGCAGCUACUUCAGGCACAUCCUACCUGGCAUCUUGUCUUACUUGGCCGACAGGCCCCCUCCUCAGUACAUCCACCCGAACUCCAUCAGCGUGGACAACAACCCCGCGCUGGCCGUCCCCAACAACCCCUCGGCCUUAGAUCCCUACCAGCCCGGCGGCAGCGUCGGCCUGGAGCCGGGCAUCGUGCCCAUGGAUGCGCGCGCGGUCGGUGCCCACGGGGCGCAGGGUCUCCAUCCUGGGGACGGCCACGAGGUGGCCCUGGACACCGCCAUCAGCAUGGAGAGCGUCUCCAGGGUGACCAGCCCCAUCUCCACAGACGGCAUGGCGGCCGAGGAGCUGACCAUGGAGGGGGUGGCCGGGGAGCACUCCCAGAUGCCCAACGGCUCCAGGAGCCACGAACCUUUGUCCGUGGACUCGGUGGGGAACAAUUUGGCGGCGGAGGCCGUGGGGCACGGGGGCGUCAUCCCUCUGCACGGGAACGGCCUGGAGCUCCCCGUGGUCAUGGAGACGGACCACAUCGCCGGCCGCGUCGGGGGGAUGCCCGAGGGCGCCCUCGCCGACUCCAUCCACACGGUGGCCAUGAGCACCAACUCUGUCAGCGUGGCCCUCUCUACCUCACACAGCCUCGCCUCCCUGGAGUCCGUUUCCCUGCACGAGGUGGGCCUCAGCCUCGAACCCGUGGCCGUGUCCUCCAUCAGCCAGGAGGUCGCCAUGGGCUCAGGCCACGUCGACGUCGCCUCGGACAACCUCUCCUUCGUGCCGCCGUCCCUGCAGAUGGAAGACUCCAACUCCAACAAGGAGAACAUGGCCACCUUGUUUACCAUCUGGUGCACACUCUGUGACCGAGCCUACCCCUCAGAUUGCCCUGACCACGGACCGGUGACUUUUGUUCCAGACAGCCCAAUCGAGAGCCGAGCCAGGCUGUCUCUGCCAAAGCAGCUGGUCCUCCGCCAGUCUCUCCUGGUGCCAGAUGUGGGUGUGUGGACUGGAGAAACCAUUCCUGUUCGGACUUGCUUUGGGCCCCUGAUUGGCCAGCAGAGUCACUCUAUGGAAGUAGCAGAUUGGACAGACAAGGCAGCUAAUCAUAUCUGGAAGAUAUACCACAACGGUGUCCUCGAAUUCUGUAUCAUUACAACAGACGAAAACGAAUGUAACUGGAUGAUGUUUGUGCGCAAAGCCAGGAACCGGGAGGAGCAGAAUCUGGUGGCUUAUCCUCACGACGGGAAGAUCUACUUCUGCACCUCCCAGGAUAUCCCUCCGGAGAACGAGCUGCUUUUUUAUUACAGCCGGGACUACGCCCAGCAGAUGGGGGUUCCUGAGCACCCGGACGUGCACGUGUGUACCUGCGGCAAGGAGUGUAACUCCUACGCCGAGUUCAAGGCCCACCUGAGCAGCCACAUCCAGCAGCACCUCCCGAGCCAGAGCCACGGAGGCGGCGGCCACGGGCCCAACCACAGCAAGGAGAGGAAGUGGAAGUGCUCCAUGUGCCCGCAGGCCUUCACCUCGCCCUCCAAGCUCCACGUGCACUUCAUGGGCCACAUGGGAAUGAAGCCCCACAAGUGUGACUUCUGCAGCAAGGCUUUCAGCGACCCCAGCAACCUGCGCACGCACCUGAAGAUACACACGGGCCAGAAGAACUACAGGUGCGCCUUGUGUGACAAGUCCUUCACCCAGAAGGCUCACCUGGAGUGUCACAUGGUCAUCCACACUGGGGAGAAGAACCUGAAGUGCGAUUACUGUGACAAGCUCUUCAUGAGGCGGCAGGACCUCAAGCAGCACGUGCUCACUCACACGCAGGAAAGACAUUUCAAGUGCCCCAAGUGCGAGAAGCUCUUCUUGAGAACCAAUCAUUUGACAAAGCAUCUCAACUCCCACGAGGGAAAGCGGGAUUACAUCUGUGAAAAGUGUUCCAAGGCCUACCUGACCAAGUACCACCUGACCCGCCACCUGAAGAUCUGCAAAGGCCCCGCCUCCAGCUCCUCGGCCCAGGAGGAGGAAGAGGAGGAGGAGUCUGAGGAAGAGGAGCCGGGAGAGGCCGCGGGGGCCGAGGGCUGUCGGCUGGGCGGGGCCGUGUACCCCACCGAGGAGGUCCUCCCCGGACGCAAGUGAGGCCGGACCGGGCGGGCGGGCGUGGGGAGAAGAGGGGACCCAGCCAGCGGCCGAGACAGACUGAAGGACAACGGGCGAAGCACUUAGAGAAGCCUGGAUCCUCCGGCCCGCUCCGGGAGGGAAGACCGGACCACAGGCCCAGAGCUUGCAGAGGGCCCCGUCCGGGCCACGCGGAGCCUCCGGGCCCAGCGGCCAGCGGGGAAUCGGAUCCUCUGUAGUGUCUCUCCCGCCUCGUGGCUCCCCCUUUUCUGGUCAGCGCAUCAUCGCUCCCCCAACCAGGAGGCCCAUCGGGGCUGCAGCCCGAACCUCGGCUGCCACGUGGGCGCCAAAAAGGAGUCACCCGUGACACCCACCGCCAGGGGUCGUAGGGGAGGCCAAGGGAGAGAGGCUGGGAGCCACGGAAGGGGGCUCUGCCAAAAGUGGGGGUGCCAGAGGCUAAAGAGGGGAACCACCGGGCUGUCACGGCCUAAAGAGGGGAACCACCGGGCUGUCACAGGCUAAAGAGGGGAACCACCGGGCUGUCACGGGCUAAAGAGGGGAACCACCGGGCUGUCACGGCCUAAAGAGGGGAACCACCGGGCUGUCACGGCCUAAAGAGGGGAACCACCGGGCUGUCACGGGCUAAAGGGGGGAACCACCGGGCUGUCACGGGCUAAAGAGGGGAACCACCGGGCUGUCACGGCCUAAAGAGGGGAACCACCGGGCUGUCCCGGGCUAAAGAGGGGAACCACCGGGCUGUCACGGGCUAAAGAGGGGAACCACCGGGCUGUCACGGGCUAAAGAGGGGAACCACCGGUCUGUCACGGGCUAAAGAGGGGAACCACCGGGCUGUCACAGGCUAAAGAGGGGAACCACCGGGCUGUCACAGGCUAAAGAGGGGAACCACCGGGCUGUCACAGGCUAAAGGGGGGAACCACCGGGCUGUCACGGGCUAAAGAGGGGAACCACCGGGCUGUCACAGGCUAAAGGGGGGAACCACCGGGCUGUCACGGGCUAAAGAGGGGAACCACCGGUCUGUCACAGCCUAAAGAGGGGAACCACCGGGCUGUCACGGGCUAAAGAGGGGAACCACCGGGCUGUCACGGGCUAAAGAGGGGAACCACCGGUCUGUCACAGCCUAAAGAGGGGAACCACCGGGCUGUCACGGGCUAAAGAGGGGAACCACCGGGCUGUCACAGCCUAAAGAGGGGAACCACCGGUCUGUCACAGCCUAAAGAGGGGAACCACCGGGCUGUCACGGGCUAAAGAGGGGAACCACCGGUCUGUCACAGCCUAAAGAGGGGAACCACCGGGCUGUCACGGGCUAAAGAGGGGAACCACCGGUCUGUCACAGGCUAAAGAGGGGAACCACCAGGCUGUCACGGGCUAAAGAGGGGAACCACCGGUCUGUCACAGCCUAAAGAGGGGAACCACCGGGCUGUCACGGGCUAAAGAGGGGAACCACCGGUCUGUCACGGGCUAAAGAGGGGAACCACCGGUCUGUCACGGGCUAAAGAGGGGAACCACCGGGCUGUCACGGGCUAAAGAGGGGAACCACCGGGCUGUCACGGGCUAAAGAGGGGAACCACCGGGCUGUCACGGGCUAAAGGGGGGAACCACCGGGCUGUCACGGGCUAAAGAGGGGAACCACCGGUCUGUCACAGGCUAAAGAGGGGAACCACCAGGCUGUCACGGGCUAAAGAGGGGAACCACCGGUCUGUCACAGCCUAAAGAGGGGAACCACCGGGCUGUCACGGGCUAAAGAGGGGAACCACCGGGCUGUCACGGGCUAAAGAGGGGAACCACCGGGCUGUCACGGGCUAAAGAGGGGAACCACCGGGCUGUCCCAGGCUAAAGAGGGGAACCACCGGUCUGUCCCAGGCUAAAGAGGGGAACCACCGGGCUGUCACAGGCUAAAGGGGGGAACCACCGGGCUGUCACGGGCUAAAGAGGGGAACCACCGGUCUGUCACAGCCUAAAGAGGGGAACCACCAGGCUGUCACGGGCUAAAGAGGGGAACCACGGGCUGUCCCGGGCUAAAGAGGGGAACCACGGGCUGUCACGGGCUAAAGAGGGGAACCACCGGGCUGUCACGGGCUAAAGGGGGGAACCACCGGUCUGUCACGGGCUAAAGAGGGGAACCACCGGUCUGUCACAGCCUAAAGAGGGGAACCACCGGUCUGUCACAGCCUAAAGAGGGGAACCACCGGGCUGUCACGGGCUAAAGAGGGGAACCACCGGGCUGUCCCAGGCUAAAGAGGGGAGCCACCGGGCUGUCACGGGCUAAAGAGGGGAGCCACCGGGCUGUCACGGGCUAAAGAGGGGAACCACCGGGCUGUCACGGGCUAAUGAGGGGUACCACCGGGCUGUCACGGGCUAAAGGGGGGAACCACCGGGCUGUCCCGGGCUAAAGAGGGGAACCACCGGUCUGUCACAGCCUAAAGAGGGGAACCACCGGGCUGUCACAGGCUAAAGGGGGGAACCACCGGUCUGUCACGGGCUAAAGAGGGGAACCACCGGGCUGUCACAUUUUGGGCAGACUUGAGGUUUUAUCAUCCACACAGCAUUGUCUUCCAAGUGGGGGCUCUGGAGCUCUGAGGGUGUUGGGGUCUGUGAGAAAUCAGCACCCUCCGGGGCCCUAGAACCGCUUCCAGGCGGACCACAGGCCCCUUCAAGCAUGAGGGGCCCUGCACCCCGGGUCUGUAGCGCCUCUUUGGACUUUGGGGGGGUGACACUGUCUGGUACAGAUUGCCUGUUAGAGAUGGCAUCCUCUGGGCUGGGCGCGGAGGUGACCGGGAAGGUGUUGCUGCUAAACUAUUUAUUGAAUGAAUGUUUUUCAUUCAAACCUGUACUCUAGGAAAAAAUUAAAUCAAACCAAUUUUUAAAGAA
Molecule: messenger RNA, 5363 nt
Organism: Antechinus flavipes (yellow-footed antechinus)
Lineage: Eukaryota; Metazoa; Chordata; Mammalia; Dasyuromorphia; Dasyuridae
Product: PR domain zinc finger protein 4-like
Exons: 11
Coding region: 84-2495 (803 amino acids)
Biological process (GO): cell fate commitment; regulation of transcription by RNA polymerase II; transcription by RNA polymerase II
Cellular component (GO): nucleus; cytoplasm
Molecular function (GO): histone methyltransferase binding; histone deacetylase binding; DNA-binding transcription factor activity, RNA polymerase II-specific
Source: RefSeq, a predicted model, not a curated record